Messenger RNA from Fraxinus pennsylvanica, 1215 nucleotides. The record is from the annotation of a GenBank genome assembly. NCBI's taxonomy places the organism in Eukaryota, Viridiplantae, Streptophyta, Magnoliopsida, Lamiales, Oleaceae.
AUGAAGAGGCCCCCUCCUCCUCCUCCUUCACGUUCUUAUUCAUCUUCUUCUUCGUCUUCUUCUUGCAUCAAUUCACCAAAAACCCAAAAAAAAUCAAAGCCUAAACGUGGCAGAGCCAAGAAAAUUCAGAAUGCUGCUGCUGAUUCUGUUGUUUCUACUAAAUCAAGAAGCUCCAUUUUCAGAGGCGUCACCAGGCACAGAUGGACAGGAAGGUUUGAAGCACACCUGUGGGAUAAGAGUACAUGGAACAGCAUUCAGAACAAGAAAGGAAAACAAAGUGCAUAUGACAACGAGGAAUCUGCGGCUCGAACGUAUGAUCUAGCUGCCCUCAAGUAUUGGGGUCCUGAUACUCCCCUGAAUUUUCCGCUUGAGAUGUACUCAACUGAGAUUGAGGAAAUGCAAAGAUCGACCAAGGAAGAGUUCUUGGCUUCACUUCGUCGACAAAGUAGUGGAUUUUCGAGAGGUGUUUCGAAGUACCGUGGUGUGGCAAGGCACCACCACAAUGGUCGGUGGGAAGCUCGAAUUGGACACGUUUCUGGAAAUAAAUAUCUCUACUUGGGAACCUACAGCACACAAGAGGAAGCUGCAGCAGCAUAUGAUAUGGCAGCAAUAGAGUUCAGGGGGCCUAAUGCUGUUACCAACUUCGACAUUAGCAAAUAUACAGACAAGUUGAAAAAAUUCAUACCAGAGGAUGAAGUAAAACAGGAAGACGUCCAAGUAAUGAAUCAAGAAACUCAAGAGCUCGUCCCUCAAACGCAAGGAGACGAAACAAUCAAUCAUCAACACCAUCAACAAGAGGAAUUCAAUCAAAUGGUUCAACAAAGUGUCCCAAAGUUAGAGUUGAUUGAUUCCAUCGACUCGGAUGUAAUGAUGAUGCUGGACCCCACCAAGGAUAUCGAGCACCACCCUUGGGAUGACAUGUGCUUAGACUUAGACCUCAAUUCGCUUCAAAUUCCCAACAUUCCUCUCGAUAAACCAAACGAGUUGCUGGGAUUGUUUGAUGACAAAGGCUUCGAGGAUAAUAUUGAUCUCAUUUUUGACGAUUCUUUUAAUGAGAACGAGUUUCACCAGGAUGCAAUGUCCGGAACUACUGCUGGAAGUAAAGAUGUUGAGGCAGAUAUUUUGGUAGAUCGAGCCGAGAAGGGGCAGGAUGCAUCAUUAACAUCUUCUUCUCCACCAUCAACAACAACAUCAGUUGGUAGCAACAUCUGGUAG